UCGGGCUCCCACUGCCCGGCGCCGCCGCCAUUUUGGUGCUCGGCUCUAAGAGGGGAGGGAGCCCGUAGAAGAAAGCGGGAGCCCGGCGCUCUGCCCCUCCCGUUUCCCCUGGUCCGGCUUUAAGGCUCCGUAGCCGGAUACUCCUCGCCACCUUCUCGGGCCGCUCAUCUUUGCCGCUCGCCGCCGCUCCUCGCAGCUCUGCCCGGGCCUGAGAGAGGCGGGAAGGAAGGAUGCUGCCCCGCACACCGCGCCGCUGAGCACAUCGGGGCCCUGAGCGCCGCGUCUGGCCGGCCCCGCCCGGCCGAUCCUCGGGCCUGAGCGGCACGGGGCUUCCAUCUCCGCAUCUCCCGUCCCCGAGUCGCCCAUCCGCCGGGCUGGGCGCUUCCUCCUCGCCCCCGGCCCUGCCGCCCGCCCGUCCGGGCCUUCCCUUUCCCCGGCUCUCCUCCUGCGGGGCCUCCGGGCUCUCGGCCUUCUUCCUCCCCUCCCUCACCCUUCCCCGGCCGGAGCCAUGUCUUCCGCCGCCCGGUUCGAUUCGUCGGACCGCUCCAGCUGGUACGUGGGCCCGGUGUCGCGGGCGGAGGCGCAGACGCGGCUGCAGGGGCAGCGGCACGGCAUGUUCCUGGUGCGGGACUCGUCCACCUGCCCGGGGGACUACGUGCUGUCGGUGUCCGAGAACUCCCGGGUGUCCCACUACAUCAUUAACUCCUUGCCCAACCGCCGCUUUAAGAUCGGCGAUCAGGAGUUCGAGCACCUGCCCGCCCUGCUGGAGUUCUACAAGAUCCACUACCUGGAUACCACCACCCUCAUCGAGCCCGCGCCCAGGUAUCCAAGUCCACAAAUGGGAUCUGGAUCAGCCCCUACUAUGUCUGCUGCCGAAGAAAACGUGGAAUACGUUCGGACACUCUAUGACUUUCCUGGCAAUGAUGCUGAGGAUCUCCCAUUUAAAAAGGGUGAAAUACUGGUAAUUGUAGAGAAGCCAGAAGAACAGUGGUGGAGUGCCAGAAACAAGGAUGGUCGGAUUGGGAUGAUUCCUGUUCCUUAUGUAGAAAAGCUAGUCAGAUCUUCUGUCGGGAAACAUGGGAACAGAAAUUCCAACAGUUAUGGUAUUCCAGAACCUGCCCAUGCUUAUGCUCAGCCUCAGACCACAAGUCCCCUUCCCACAGUAUCCAGUACACCCGGAGCAGUGAUCAAUCCUCUGCCAUCCACGCAGAAUGGACCAGUCUAUGCCAAAGCUAUCCAAAAGAGAGUACCCUGUGCUUAUGACAAGACUGCACUGGCAUUAGAGGUUGGAGAUAUUGUGAAGGUUACAAGGAUGAAUAUAAACGGUCAGUGGGAAGGAGAGGUCAACGGGCGAAAAGGGCUCUUCCCAUUCACACAUGUCAAAAUCUUUGACCCUCAAAACCCAGAUGAGAACGAAUGAUUCCCUUGAUCUGAUUUACACUGCUGCUUCCCUUUCCUGGCUCUCAUUAGUGUUGUUUGAGGUGGGAUGAUGGCUAAAUGGCACAUUGCUAGCAUUGCCCAUUUUUCCAGCUUGCUGCAGUUUGACAGUUCUUUUAAUACACAUUUGGAAUACAUACAAACUGAAGUCACUGCCUGACCUUCAUACCAUAGAUACAGCAACCAGAAUUUGGUUUCACUUUUAAAACUGUAUUGGGCCUUAAGCUGGAGAAGACUGAAGCAAAUAGCAGACAAGCAUGGGAAGAAAAUCCUUCUUCUUGAAACUUCCAUGGACUUGUUCUGGCCUGCUCAGUAGGAAGAGCCCUAUCAUAGAGCAAACAUGCAACUCGUCUGUUACUGUCCAACAAAAAGCAACAACAAAAAUGCAAUUUUAGGACUGAAGAAAACUUAGUUUUAAGAAAACCUGCCCUAAGGUAGUACACUUACAAUGAUGGUCUCUUAAAAGGACAUUAACUGAAGCUUACGUAUUCUAAGCAGUUGCAUUAGAAGCUGCUCAUUCUGGUUAACUCUUAAGCUUGUUGACCUUCCUGGAAGUGUGUGUUAAAUACAAAUAACCAUUGGUUGAGCUGCAUUGAAGCUGAAGCAUUUAUUUAUAAGGAAGCUUAGGAGGGGUUCACACUUGUAACCCAUUUCUGACAUAAAGUAUUUCUGUUGAUUUUGCAAGCACUAACUGUAAUAAGUGAGCGUUAAAGGGAAACACUUUGACCUGGUCUACACAGAGCCCUUCUGCAGUGUUGGAAGUAGAGCUUUACUAAUGUAGUAAUGCUUGUCACCCAGCUGUUAUUUGGUAGGCAGAUGGAUCAGAUUGUUACAGCAUGAAGAAGUACAAAAGGAACAGGACAGAAGACAUUGGUAAAUACUGAUAAAUUCUUACUAUUUAAACAUAAACCUUUUAUACCUGUUUCUCUAUAGUCUCCCUUAUUGCUCUCAAGUUUCCUGGCUAUACCUGCCCCAACUUGCUGAAGGCUUUGAACACAGUACCUUUUUCUCCAGGGUAUCUCCACGUUGCCGUGCUCCUCUUCCAGAAGUUCUUUCUUCUUUCAUUUUCUUCCCCUCACAUCACAAGUCAUUCACAUGCUGCAACCUUUCACCUUCCAAAGGAGUUGGCUCUGGCUUAUAUACAUAUGCCCCAGACCCCUCCUACUCUCAGCUUCCUCUAGAAAGUGGUUAAUUGGAGUCAGCUGCCAAAGGUUUUACACCUGAUAAUUAAAGUUCAUGCUGGAGGAGGCCACACAGGUGUCUCUUAUCAAUACAGCUUUCUCUCCCCUUUUCUGUACAAAAGCUGUACUGUUGUAAUUGCACCUUUGGUAAGGAACUAUAUGGCUGUAGCUAUGUGAGUCUUAUCAAUGCCACGCUGGUCAAGUUCUUAACCUGUUUACGGGAUAUGAAAGUUUAGGGACAGUAGUAUCUUCUACCUUCUUUAAAUGUGUUUUCAAGGUGAACUGGAACGUAUUUUUUAAAUGAUUUGAGCACCAAUUGAACAGAAUACAGCCUGGAUAAAGAAAAGCAUCUGCUGCAGAAAACCAGGGAUAUCUGACAGGAAAACAGUAGUGCCCCAAUGCAUUCAUUUCUCAAUAUCUGAAGCUAUCCAUUGUAGCAAAAAGAGAAACCUCAGACACCCGCAGAACCUUCCUGCUUCUUAUAAAUGUCAGUUUGAUCAUUGUCUUCAGAUCCAGUGCAUUUUCUUACUGAUUGUGUCACUUGAUCCUCAUAAAAGUACAUUGUUCUCACUCAGCUGAAAGUACCUUGAAUGGAAGACACUGAAGAAGUGUAAGAAUAGCAUUUCCAACAAGAGAUGUAAAAUGCUGUUGUGUUUGUUUUUUUAAAGAAACUCGGUUCAUCUGUUAGUUACCUUUUGUAGUAUUAAUCAAGUGGCUGACAGUCUAGAAGUUCUUGUAGAGCAUUUUAUUACAAAAUUAACUGUGAAGUAGAGUAGCAUUGACUGAAGUGUUUGGUGCUGUAAGAGUAAUUCUUGACAAUAGGCAUCGACAGGUUGUCUUGCAACAAAAACCUAUGCAGCUCUUAACUAAAGGAGGUCAUGAAUUUCUGUGCCCCGACUCCACCUGUACGUUUACUCCAUGGAUUGUACUACUGAAAAGUCAUCUUGUGAAUACAGCAACUGCACUAAGCUCGGUCUGCUGCAGAGAAACCUUACUUCAGACGUGCCCUAUUUCUGGGCAGCUCUUCAGACUGGUUGUGGAAUUCCUCCUUUGCAUGUCCAAGUCGGUAAAUAAAUACUGUGAGAUUUGAGAUCUUGAACGUAGCUUUUAACCUGUUGUUUUAUUCAUGAAACUAAGCGUCCCGCCUCAUCUCCUCAUUGGAUGAGGUGUACACCUCCAACAUGUGCAUUGUUUUAGGUUUAAUUAUGUUCUGACAGUGCAGAUUUGCCUUCAAAACUAUGCAAAAAAAUGGUGUGUAGUGGCAUCUGAUGCAAAGAAAAGGAUUCUUAGCUUCGUGUGAAGCAGAUUGUGGGCCCCAGAUGAGCAGUAUUUGAGCAGUAUUUCUCUGUUCCAGCAGUCGGUGAUGGUAGGCAUGGUUGAAACGUAGCACACUGCCCAACCUGCGCCGAUGGGAACCUUUGCUUCAAAUCAUGGCUUUGCCAUUCUGCUACAAGACAAAUGUUUUCAUACAGAGACUGCGUCUGGUCCGUGUGUUUCUCUGAAGGACUGUCUGGCUUCUCAGUCGCUCGCUGCCGUCUGCUGCUUUCCGAAGCCUCUUCCAUUUGGGCAAUAACCCAUCAAUGUAAAUUAACGCUCCUUGGGAUGUGAGGUGUGUGAGCAACGCCUUCCAUCUGCCACCACCCAAUGGUUGGUGCUGUUGAACCAGCAGCCGUUCAUUGGUGGUGCCACAAUAGCUGUCCAUCAUGAAGGCUCACGUGUGUGCGCACUGAAGCCGCUGAGCAGCCUGAAAGUUUCAAUGCAAACUGUUUCAAUCCGUGUCCGUCACUGGAUAAGCGCUAAUUUAAUUCAUGAUUGUUUACAAAUUGGAAAGCAGAAACAAAAGGGAAUGUCCUGUCUGGGUUGAGGCUCCAAAGAGCCUGAGUGUUAUUUUUGUAAAGGGAAUAACAGCAUUCGUUGUGCCAUUUCAUGUGCCUGGAAUUUUUUUAUAUGAUAUUGACACCCUGGGAACGAGUGGGCUGCCUUGGUUUUCUAGUCCAGUUUUUGAGCAUCUUUCUCAAUCCCUGCAUCUGAAAGCGAGACCUGCCUAAAGAACUGCCCUUGGGGACCAGUGAGAGCAUCGUCCAGCUCCUCCUCUGCUGUUGUGUCACGUGGAAAUAAUGCAUUUCUGGGACAAGGAUCCAAUGAUGGCAGUGGGAAAGGUGGCCUUGUAUUUGAGACAGUCUUCACUGUGUAAACUUUAAAACACAAGAUGUAAUUUAAAGACCAUGAUCUUCAGGCAAUAAUAUUAAAGUGUAAGCUUUGAAAGUUUAUUUUGGGGAUCACAGCUUGGUUUUUUGGUUUUGUUUUUGUUUUUUUUUUUUUUGGUUGGUUUUUGGUUUUGUUUUUUUGGGUUUUUUUUGUGCUACAAAAUUAACAGUAUUAAAUGAAUUAUAUUCUUAGAAUAAUACGGAGUGUCUUUUCUUAAGAUUAGUGCCUUUUUAAUUUCUUACUCCACUCCACAGAGCUGGUCCCAACAUCGAAGCCGCUGUUGUUUCCUUUCCCAGUCCCUGCUUGUACAGUCUCAAUAAAAGUUGCCUCAACUUCCA
Messenger RNA from Coturnix japonica (Japanese quail), 5164 nucleotides. It is a transcript of the gene CRKL, whose product is annotated as CRK like proto-oncogene, adaptor protein. The record is from RefSeq and is a predicted model, not a curated record. Lineage: Eukaryota; Metazoa; Chordata; Aves; Galliformes; Phasianidae. Gene Ontology annotation, molecular function: receptor tyrosine kinase binding; signaling adaptor activity. Gene Ontology annotation, cellular component: cytoplasm. Gene Ontology annotation, biological process: cell migration; positive regulation of ERK1 and ERK2 cascade; enzyme-linked receptor protein signaling pathway.